Messenger RNA from Stegastes partitus (bicolor damselfish), 3972 nucleotides. It is a transcript of the gene foxj3, whose product is annotated as forkhead box J3. Gene Ontology annotation, molecular function: RNA polymerase II cis-regulatory region sequence-specific DNA binding; DNA-binding transcription factor activity, RNA polymerase II-specific. Gene Ontology annotation, biological process: regulation of transcription by RNA polymerase II. The transcript has 12 exons. NCBI's taxonomy places the organism in Eukaryota, Metazoa, Chordata, Actinopteri, Pomacentridae. The record is from RefSeq and is a predicted model, not a curated record. Bases 404 to 2308 code for a protein of 634 amino acids. Gene Ontology annotation, cellular component: nucleus.
AAGGCGGAGAGAAGCUGAGGAGGGACGCCACGGCACCGCAGGCACACCGGCGAAGCUACGGCUACGGCGGCUCCUCGCACAGGACGAUAACGUCAAGAGCAAAGGACACUCCCGGGAGGGGGACCCGCUAUCCGAAGAAGAGGCGGUGGAAGGACGGGGAGGCAGUUACUCUGAAACUACAGUGAGGAUUACAGAGAGCCACCGUCACGGCAGCUUUCACCCAGAUUGGCCUACAGAAGAUGCUAUGCUGAUGACCUGAGCUGAGGGAGCCCUGACUUCAUCCCCACUCGUCUUUGUUCGUAAUUCCACACCUGGUGCGCUCUCCAUCAGUCGCCAAGCACCAACAGCGACCGCCGCCGCCUCCACCUUUUCCCCGCCCCCUCCUGCCCAGCCUGCCGUCACCAUGACGUCGGAGCUGGAGAGCAGCCUGACCUCCAUGGAUUGGCUUCCUCAGCUGACCAUGCAGGCAGCCAUCCGCAAGGCUGAUGCCCAGAACGCUCACGGGCCAGGCAUGGGCAAGAAGAGUGCCCUACUGGAUCCUAACACCACGCUGGACCAGGAAGAGGUGCAGCAGCACAAGGACGGCAAGCCGCCCUACAGCUACGCCAGCCUUAUCACGUUCGCUAUCAACAGCUCGCCAAAGAAGAAGAUGACACUGAGCGAAAUCUACCAGUGGAUCUGUGAUAACUUUCCCUACUACAGGGAGGCGGGCAGUGGCUGGAAGAACUCGAUACGGCACAAUCUGUCAUUGAACAAGUGUUUUCUCAAAGUGCCUCGCUCCAAAGAUGACCCAGGAAAGGGCUCUUACUGGGCCAUCGACACCAACCCAAAGGAGGACGCCUUGCCGACACGGCCAAAGAAGAGGCCGCGGUCUGGAGAGCGGGCUUCCACGCCGUACAGCCUGGAGUCAGAAUCUUUGGGGAUGGAGUGUAUGAUCUCUGGAAGUGCCUCUCCAACGCUGGCAAUCAACACUGUGACUAACAAGGUGGCGUUAUACAACACAGACCAGGAAGGGAGCGAUAGUCCAAGAAGCAGCCUUAACAACAGCCUGUCUGAUCAGAGUCUGGCCUCUGUCAAUCUCAACAGCGUGGGCAGUGUGCACAGCUAUACACCGGUGACCAGCCACCCAGAGCCUGUGUCCCAGUCUCUGAGCCUCCAGCAGCCCCCCCAGUCCCAGUACAACAUGCCAGACAGGGACAAGCAGCUCCUGUUUUCAGAAUUUGAAGAUCUCAGUGCCUCCUUCCGCAGCCUUUACAAGUCUGUUUUUGAGCAGUCCUUCAGCCAACAAGGUCUGAUGGGCAUACCGUCAGAUUCCUCCCAGCAGACCCACACCUCCUGCUCCUAUCAGCACUCCCCCAGUGGCACCAUUAGCACUCAGAACAGUCUGUCAAACAACCAACCCAACAGCCACCCCAACAGCCACUCCGCCAACAGUGGCCAAGUGCCCCUGUCCCAUCCCGCCCAGGCCCACCCCGGCCACGGCUCCCCCCACGCACAGCACCUCCCGCAGCACGGCGGCCCCCACAACCAACACAACCAACACAGCCAACACGCCCAGCACAGCCAACACAGUCAGCACCCACAGCACCCACAGCACCAACAGCACCCCCAGCACGCUGCGCACCCCCAGCACGGGCAGCACCCAUCGCAGCACCCGUCCCACGGCCAGCACCCACAGCAGCACACGCCACACCCCUCCCAACACUCGCAGCACAGCCAGCACCCUGCUCAGCACGGACAGCAGCACCAGAGCCUCUCCCACCAGCCCCAUCCUACCCAGCAACAGAUGGCCUGCAACACAGGUUUACUGUCUGACUGGUACCCAAAUCUGGAUGCACUGAAAGAAAGCUGUCGUAUUGCUAGCAGCUAUAACUGGGCCGAUGUCGACCUUUCACCUUUCCAAGGAUUGAGAGAGAGCAUGAGACAAGCAGAGCUGAACAACUGGUCUCUGGAACCCACCCAGAUCGCAGACCUCUGCUCAUCCAUCAACCAGUUCUUUGCCCGCACCGGCGUGAUCCAGCCACAGGGGGCAGUGCAGUCUCCUGUCUGCCACGGCUCCAUGCACACCAACAAACCCAGCCAGCACCUCAACACAGGAAAUCUCUACAUGGACACCAGACAGAGCAUGUCCAUGAUGGGCCCUCCAGGGUAUCCCCACAUGCCCCCGAUGAGCAGUGCAGGACCCACCAUGACAGGACAUCAUGCACAGAUGAACCAGCAGCACAUGAUACCCCCCAGAAACUUCCAGAUGCAUCGCAUGCCAGCCGACGACAUCCAGGAUGACUUUGACUGGGACUCCAUCGUCUAGCCCCCCAGACCUCCUUUUUUUUUUUUUGCAAACAAACGGGAGCGAGGAGAGGAGGUGGAAGCCGGGGGAAGCCAGGCUGAGCUGAAAGGCCGCAGGUGGAGGAGGCCGCUGUGGGUGGGAUGCAGAAGAACAUUCGACAAGCUUUGGAGAAACACAGACUUCAGAGUCCUGACAAUUUUACAAAACAUACGUAGAAGAUGUUACUUUGAAGACAAUCAUAUUUAGUCGGACAUGUCAAAGUGAUCGCUUACAGACUUGUCCAGAGACAACACAUUCACGUCUAAACCACAUGCUCCUCAGCUCCUCAGCUCCUCAGCUCCUCAGCUCCUCAGCUCCUCAGCCAGCCCUCUCCCCAGCCCUAGCGAGCAGCCUUCCAAAGCCCCUCCCCCCCAGACCCCUGCUCCGUAACCGUUAUGUGAUUUGAGCGACGUGUUCAGCUUGUAAUUCUCGUGUUGACAUUGGCAUCAGCUGCCUCUUGGAUGAGUUUAUCUCUCUCUUUUUUAAAAUUAGGUUUGUUUUUUUUUUGUUUUUUUAUUUUCAGAAGCACAGGCCGUCUCUGUGAGUAAUGUGAUGGUGCUCGUUGGUCACUCUUUGGGAGGACGUGGGCCCCGCUGCGGCUGAAUGGGUGGUGAAGUUAGGUUUACACAAACUGAGGUUCUGAACAGGGUGUUAGAUGUUUAAGCAGGCUUGAUGUUCAACAGAGAGAGAUUUAAAUGGCCGACCGGUGAUCGGGCUCAGACCAGCUGGUGGAGCAGCUUCCUCUCUAAGUUCUCCGUCUCAAGCACUUACAGGUGGAUCAGUGUGAUGAGCAGAAGAUGAUCGCAGGGAAGUCGGGCUUUAUUUGAAUCCAUUCAACCCAAAGUAACGUUAGCUUUAGGUUCUCCAUGUGCACCGUGUGGCUGAUCAGCAGGUUUGGGUGACUAUUGGUCGUUAAACAGGAUCAUUCAGAAACAGUUAAUUAAUCUGCAACAGAGUCUGACUGAGGAGGUGUUUUUGGCCGAUCUGAACUGAUUCUUUACCGUUAUCUAUACCAGCCAUUAAAUACCAAGGAGCUGCAGCACACCAAUGUUAGAGACAUGUCUGAGGUCUUUGGAAUAAUUCUGAAUUAUCUGAUUGGACGUCACAGUUCUUUAAACAAACAAAUGAAAGAGUGAAAUGUUGGUUGUUGAUGUAAACAAGGCCUCAAAGCUCCAACAUUGGUUUGGUUCAAUGAUACGAUUUUGACAUUUCCGGGGAUCUUUCUUCACCUUUCGUAAACAGGAAGCAGCGACCGAGGAGGAAACGGGUCGCUGAGCUCUGUUUAGAAGAACCCGGUGUCUGGUUCUGACUUUGGUUAACGAUCAAUAGAACUCACACACGUUCUGAACCUUCUCUUUGCAGCGGCCGGGUUCUCACUGCGAGUUUCUCUCGUUUAAAGAACGAGUUGCCUCCAAAUUGUGGCGCCGCCGUGCAUCACAGGAAGCUCGUGGCGUUUGUCACGUCUGAAUGAUGGAGAUCCGAUUCUGUUUCUGAACUGCCCAACGUUUUGUUGUGAUAGAUAGCGUAAGAUUCUGCUCUUAUACAAUCAUAACAGAAUGAGAAAUGUGACUCAUUAUACAGUACAUACAGUGUGUGUGUGUGUCGGACAUAUGGUGUGUGUGUGUGAGUGUGUGUGUGUGUGUGAG